AUGGCCGAUCAACCCGAAAAGACUGCCGCCGCCGCUCCUGCUGCCCCCGAGGCGCAACCUUCCACCACCACCACCACCACCACUACUGAGCCUGCGGUUUCCGAAUCCCAGCCUCAGCCCGAAGUCGAACAGAAAGUCGAGCCUGUGACGACAGGAGAAGAAGCAGCUUCUCCUGCCCCCGCUGCCGCUGCCACGGAACCUCCCGUGACGGAACCCGCUCCCGCUCCCGCCCAGGAGGCCCCCGAAGAUAAGAAGGAAGAAGAAAAACCCAAGGAAGAGACCAAGGAGACCAAGACUGAGGAACCCAAGGAGGAGCAAAAGGCGGAUGAGCCCAAGGCUGAGCCAAAGGCCGAAGAAGCAAAGAAGGAGGAGGAACAAAAGCCCGCUCAGCCCGAGUAUCUGGCCAAGAACCCGGCCCUCAGCCAGUUCUUCGAUCGUCUGUCGGCCAUUCUCUCCUCCACUGGCUACAAUGAGAUGUGGGGUGUCACCCUCAAGGACUCCUCGGAUGUCCCCACCGUCAACAUUCUCAUCAAGUUCCUGCGCGCCAACGAGGGUAACGUCAAGCUGGCCGAGGAGCAGCUCACCAAGGCCCUGCAAUGGCGCAAGGAGAUGAACCCCCUCGCCCUGACCGAGGGCCGCUACAGUGCUGAGCGCUAUGGUGGUCUGGGCUAUGUCACCAAGUACCCGGAGGCCAAUGGCAAGGAGGUCAUUGUCACUUGGAAUGUCUAUGGUAAUGUCAAGUCGAUUGAUCAGACCUUUGGCGAUGUGGAUGGAUUCAUCAAGUGGCGUGUCGCGCUCAUGGAACUCGCUGUCAAGGACCUGAAGCUGAGCGAGGCGACGACCGUGAUCGACUACGACGGCGAGGACCCGUACCAGAUGCUCCAGGUCCACGACUACCAGAACGUCAGCUUCCUCCGCCUGAACCCCACCAUCAAGGCGGCCAGCAAGAAGACCAUCGAGGUGUUCUCCAUGGCCUACCCCGAGCUGCUGCGGGAGAAGUUCUUCGUUAACGUGCCUGCCAUUAUGGGCUGGAUGUUCGCUGCCAUGAAGGUCUUCCUCAGCAAGAACACCACCCGCAAGUUCCACCCCAUCUCCAAUGGUGCCAACCUGGCCCGCGAGUUCCCUUCCCUGAAGGAGAAGUUCCCCAAGACCUACGGUGGUAACGGCGCGACCCUCGAGGAGGAUGCGUUCACGGUCAACCUUGAGAAGGCCCAGCCUGCUCCGGAAGCCCCCAAGGAGGAGGCUAAGGAGGAGCCCAAGCAGGAGCAGACCGAGGCCCCUAAGGAAGAGGCCAAGGCAGAACCGGCUGAGGCUCCCAAGGAAGAGGUGAAGGAGGAAGCCAAGACAGAGCAGCCGGCGGCUGAGGAGCCCACCAAGGCAGAGACUGCAGUGACGGCCCAGGAGGCGCCCGCCGCGGAAGCCAAAUAA
Molecule: messenger RNA, 1428 nt
Organism: Aspergillus luchuensis
Lineage: Eukaryota; Fungi; Ascomycota; Eurotiomycetes; Eurotiales; Aspergillaceae
Gene: sfh5
Product: CRAL/TRIO domain protein
Exons: 2
Coding region: 1-1428 (475 amino acids)
Biological process (GO): Golgi to plasma membrane protein transport; regulation of exocytosis
Cellular component (GO): plasma membrane; cytosol; cortical endoplasmic reticulum
Molecular function (GO): phosphatidylinositol transfer activity
Source: RefSeq, a predicted model, not a curated record